Molecule: messenger RNA, 660 nt
Organism: Xenia sp. Carnegie-2017
Lineage: Eukaryota; Metazoa; Cnidaria; Anthozoa; Malacalcyonacea; Xeniidae
Product: gem-associated protein 6-like
Exons: 1
Coding region: 11-535 (174 amino acids)
Biological process (GO): spliceosomal complex assembly; spliceosomal snRNP assembly
Cellular component (GO): nucleus; SMN complex
Source: RefSeq, a predicted model, not a curated record
CACUUCAACUAUGGCGACCGUCGAAAGGAAAACGAUAGAAAACAUUCGCCAAAUUUCACCAGAAAUGUUAGCCCAAUUAAUUAAUUGCUUCGUUCAUAUUACACUGGAAGAAAAAGAAGAAUUAUCUGGUUGGAUUUGUACGAUUGAUCCUGUAUCUUACACAAUUGUAAUCGCUAAGGACUUAAAAGGGAGUCAUGAAGAAAAUAAAUCGGUAGUGUUUGUAAUGGAAAAAGCUGUAAAGCAAAUUUACGUAGUCGGAAAAGUCGGAAAUGAACCAUCAUGGGUUAAGAAUUUUGCAUUCAAGAAAAAAGCAAAUCAUACAGACGAAGAACUUCGUAAACGCAAAGAGAAAUUAAUCAAAUGGUUAGAGAAAAAUCGUGUGCCAAUUCUUGCUGAUUCGGCAGAAACAGAAAACAUCCGAGUUGUUGGUAGCCUGGUAAUAGAGCCACCUUAUGAUGAAAACUCAUGUGAAGGAACAAAUGAAAUAGUUUUAGCGAGGAUAAGAAAGCUGUUGUGUUCCAUGCCUAUAGAAUGAAGAGGCAGGUUAUUAAAGUUUUCAAAUCUUGGUUGCGAUUUCAAAAGGCGGACUAAAAUUAUUUUUAUACCACGCGCAAAUUGCUAAUUAAACUAUGUCACAAAGUGACAUUUCUUGACAUUUGA